Mycena citricolor is the source of this 2360-nucleotide messenger RNA. The record is from the annotation of a GenBank genome assembly. Lineage: Eukaryota; Fungi; Basidiomycota; Agaricomycetes; Agaricales; Mycenaceae.
AUCAAAUCCGUCCCUUUUCUUUCUUCCCCUCCUCCCUCUCCAACGACCACAUUUCGCUAUGGUCGCCCUCUCCGCCUUCCUCCUGGCGGUCUCGCUCGCCGCGACCCACACCGCGCAGGCCGCGAUCACGGUCUACCACGCCAACGACCAGCACGCCUUCACCACGUCCACGACGUCAUCGCCCGGUGCGUCUGCGGGUGCGCAGGCCACGUACGUCGGCCCCGCGGCGUACAACCCCUCCACACUCGUUCCGCCGCCCGUGCCUACGCCGACGGUGUUGACGACGCUGCCUAUUCAGCUGCAAAGCCAGGGUACGCCGAAUUUGGGUAUCCCGCAGAAAGGGUCGUUUUUCGGUUUUUCGAUCGAGAUGUCUGUGACGAACCAAGUCUUGGGCAAGAACUCGUCGCUCCUGCAAGUCCCAUUCCUGAACCUCAUGGCGAACAUCCAGCAGCGCGCGGGCUCGAUCAUGAUCCGAGUGGGCGGAAACACGCAGGAGUCGGCCACGCUCGUUCCCGUGGGGCAGAUACCCAACGGCCGUAUCCUGCAGAAGAACCUGACCGGCGUGACCGGUACGACGCAGACGCCCCCGCUCGACUUCACGCCGGACCUGCUGUACCUGAUGCGCAACAUCUCGACGCUUGUGAACGCGCACUGGUUCCUCGGUGUCCCGUGGUUCAUCACCCAGCCGUUCGACCUGGCGAUUGUCAAGGCGGCUGAUGAGAUCCUCGGGGAUUAUCUGCUGGGAUUGCAGGCUGGAAACGAACCAGACAUGUACACGCUCCACGGACACAGACCGACGACCUACAGCCAAUUCGAUUACAUGGGCGAGUUCUCUGACUUUCUUACCCAACUGUCCGCUAGUGGGAACGACCCCACCGGCCGUGCUGCUGCGAAUCUCAUCGGCCCGAACAUUGCAACGUUUGCUUGGACGCUCGAGUCCGUCUGGGACGCAGGGUUUGUUGACAAGUUCGGUCAGAACCUGGCGUAUCUGGCAGCCGAAAAAUAUCCUGCGGACAAUUGCGGUGCGACGUUUGGCAGCGGCAAUGCGAUCAACCCACAGUCUGUGCUACCGGACUACCUGAACCAUGCCGGGCAUGUCAAUCUGCUGAACCAGUACCUGAACAGCACGAUGUAUGCUCAGUCAAAGAACAAGCCGUUCCUCAUGUUCGAGACCAAUACGGCUUCGUGUGGUGGAUUCUUGGGCAUCUCUGAUUCGUUUGCCGCUGCUCUGUGGGGUGUCGACUACGCGCUCUUGAUGGCGCACUCGAACUUCUCGGGAGCGAUGUUCCAUAUCGGUGGUGAGAACGUCUUCUACAAUCCAUUCACCGCGCCACCAACGAAUCAAUCGUCCUUCCGUCAAUGGACGAUUGGCCCGAUCUACUACUCCGCGCUCGUCGUCGCCGAGGCUUUGGGCGCUUCCAACCAAACGCAGGUCCUGAACCUCGGUGUCCCCGGACUGAGCGACUUCACUCCUCUGUAUGGCCUAUAUGAAAACGGGGUCCCCAAACGCGUGGCUAUCAUCAACUAUAUCGACGACCCAUCCGGCGCGAACGACGUACAUGCUGUCAUCUCCAUCGCCGGCUGGACUGCGCCGAAUUCGGUCAAGGUCAAAUAUCUUGCAGCGGCGAGUGUCGUGCAGAAAGGAAACAUCACGUGGGCUGGACAGGUCCGUCGUCGCUGGUAUUCUACAUAUAUCUUCUGCGUGUUGCUGAUGGUGUGCCAGACGUUCGGGGGUGUGUUCGAAUCGGACGGCCGGCCGAUGGGGACGGAGGUGAUCCAGACUGUGAACUGCGACACCACUGCGCAGACAUGCACCGUUGUCGUGCCCGCGCCCGGCAUGGCGCUCGUGUUCCUGUCCGACGACGCGCAGACGGAGAGCGGUGGGAUGCCGAGCAUGACGUUCUCGACCUCGGCGCAUACGAAGUUCAAGAACACCGGUGCGUGGCUCCGCUCUAUGUGGAUUCUGUCCCACCCGUUUCUGACUUGCACGGCAGCGACGGUUGAUCCGGCUGUCCUAGCGACGUCGAACGGGAUGAGGAUGUCGGAGUAUGGCCUGGCGGGGACCAGCAAGCCCCCGAGUGCGGGACAGAAUGUGCGGGUGUCGGUCGUCACGCUCGCCCUCGGGGUUCUUGCCGCGACGGUGUUGGUGAUGGGGCGGUUGUAGUGUGGGUUGAGUGUCCAAGCCACUCUCACACUCUUUCUCGUACUUAUUUCAUGGUGAUAGCGUACAAGUACAGCGCACGGACAGGUACUGGAUAUUCGCGCUGGAUUUUUUUUGUUACUCUCGUUACAGAUGUAUAUGUGGACAUAAUUAUGAUACCCUCAUGUAGAUUAUUGCAUUUUGGACUGGUGGAGCAAGC